Molecule: messenger RNA, 743 nt
Organism: Cuscuta europaea
Lineage: Eukaryota; Viridiplantae; Streptophyta; Magnoliopsida; Solanales; Convolvulaceae
Source: the annotation of a GenBank genome assembly
UGCAAAGUGUAUCAAGAUUGUUUGACAAGCCCGGUUACCAAACGGGCUGUAUCAAGAUUGUUUCCCAUAUUUUUCCAUUAUAAGUUUUACUGUACAUAGGUAGGGUCUCUCCGACAUCAUCAAUCCGAAGAUUUGAGGCAAAGGGUAGAGAAAAAGGCGAUCACUGCAUGGAUUUGCAUAGAAGCAAGAGCCUGAAUUCUCUUGCAUUUUCCUUGGAAGUUGAAAAGGUCUCUUUCCCGAACAGUGAAACUGAGAGAGCGGGAGAGAAGAGAGCGAGAGAUAAUCUUCAGAAUGAUUACACUGGCGGCAGUCAGAUGUUGUUUCUUCCACAACGGGGCAAGACUGUGUACAUCCGAUCCUCCUUACCUCACCGUAGGCGGGAGCCUUUGCGGCACUGGGAUAUAUGGUCUGUGACGGUGGAGCCAAACAUGGUGGUGAUGUUACAAGAGGUGUGGCGCCAAACAGUAAAGCAGUGGCAUGAGAUCCGGUGGCAGUGGCUGAGGCAGUGAUGUAGAUGAAGGCAUCGAUGAUUGACCAACGGCGGCCGGCUAGUCGCGAUAAACUGGCAGAGGCACGCACCUGACAGGUGCAACGCUGGCGGAAGGGCAGAUAUCGUUGGAGAUUGCGGCGGCGGCUAGUGGCAUCAUCCGGCAGCGGCAAGGGGUGACUGGCGGCGGUGAAUGGUGCAGGUCUUAACCCGUGGGUGUUGUCGGCGGCAACUUGUGGCUGGGGUUCGCAUGAGA